AAAUCAAUUUAGACGAUCAAAUACUUAAUGAUUUAAAUAUUUUUCGGUUUCUAUAAACGAAAUUGCGGAAAUUUUUGUUUCAAAAAUUUCCUUGAAAAACGAGCUGGAGAAAAAAAUUCAUUGCUUAUAUACUGAAACAUCAUCAUGAACAGCAUUUCAUAUGAUUUAGAUGAACUAGUGGAAGAAGUUGCAAAAAACAUGGAAGUCGAUAACAAUAACGGCAUUGAGCUACAGUUUACUACCGAAGGAGAGCAAAAAGAGGUCAACAUUACUCUUACAUUUUUCCGUAUUCUGGUCUGUGUUUUUGGGAUUCUUGGGAACAUCUUAGUUAUUUUUGUGAUCCUGGUCCUCUCUGAAUACAGAAAAGCAGUAACGCACUGGUAUGUGUUGCAGCUUGCAAUCGCUGAUUCGAUUUUUCUGCUGACGAUUCCGUUUCGAAUAAGUGAAGAUAUUGAAAACACAUGGAUUUUUCCGGAAUGGAUGUGUAAAGCAAAGGAAACAAUAUUGUUCCUAAAUUACUACUCGUCCAUUGCAUUUCUUGUGGUGAUGAGCAUAGACCGAUAUAUAGCAGUCUGUCAUGGAUUUUCAAGUUUUCUGCAGAAAUUCCGAACUCCGCUUGCCGCUGCUAUCAUUACAGUUGCCGUGUGGACAGUUUGCUUCCUAAUAUGCAUACCCAUUAUGCUGUACAGUACACCGAGAGGCCACAUGCCAAACUGCAAAUGCGAAUAUCAAUUUCCAAAGUAUGUGGAUGCCAACAAAACUUGUGCAGAUGAGGGAGAAGUUCCCGGAACAGAUGGAUUCGACUCGUGUGUAGCCCAUUUUGGAGACAUGAGUGGACCAGCUUGUGCAAAUCUUAGUUUAACUUCCAUGAUAUUGGGGCCUGGAAGCGGAAGCGGGGCGUUUGGAUUCGAUUACAGCGAGAUAGAUCUCAAUGAUUUUGACCCAUUUGCGUCUGAGGAGACAACCGCAUCUCCUACAGGAGAAACAGAUGAAGAAAAGCAAGUCUUUCUACAGCCUGGAUGUCAUUAUUUUGAUUAUGCUGAUGGUUUCAAAGCUUUCAUUUGGUUCAACUUCGUUGUUAUGUUUUUGAUACCCCUAUUGAUCAUGACUGUCUGUUAUGCACUGAUUGUAAGAAGACUAUACGGGACUAAAUUUCGCAGCGGCAGUACUAGUGGAGCACCAAACUCCAGCACUAGCGGAAAUGGAGAAAAGGGGUCAUUCUCUGGUGGAAGUAAGAGGAAGCGCACACGAUCCGCAGCUUCGGCAAAAAACAGCAGGAAUAAAAUCAGAGUAACUGUAAUGUGUGCAAGCAUGGUGAUUUUAUUUUUCAUCUGCUGGCUGCCCUUCCACUCGGUUCAUUUGGCAAAAAUGAAAGGAAUUCCCCAGAAGCAAAAAUUCUGCCAGGAUCUGUUCUAUGCUGUCUCGCUAAUUGCAUUUGCUAACUCGGCAAUCAAUCCUUAUCUCUAUAAUUUUAUCGGCACAAGAUUUGGAAAAAGAUUGAGCUCAGCCGCAGCUACCGUUAGAGAAUCUAUCAAAAAGCGAUCCCCCUCAAUACCAGGAACAGUCUCAUACCACCACACAAAACGAACAAAUGAAAACGGAGCCGCUCACAGCCAAACUGGAACAGUGAUGACCAAGUUAUUCAAAGGUAAAAGCGAAGGGCCCACUAGUGCAGAGUUUUCCUCUAAUGUAUUUUCUUCUGACGGUAAACACAACGAAGAACAGCAACGUCUUACAAACGCUGUACCCACACAGCAGAACCAAAAUUAUGAACCAACUGAACCAAUGUUGGACCAGCCUCCAGAUUAUGACACAUAUCAGAAGAGUAUUCAGGCCGAAGAAUUAAGCUCUAAAGUUUGAAGAUGAUAAGACAAAAAUUCCUGUCAUGCCCAAAUUUAGUCAAACAUGCUUUGGUGGGAUUAGCGUUGUAUCUCCAUCGAUGACCCAAAUUUAUGUCUGUCCCCAAUUUCUUGCAUAUUUUAAUAACACAGUACAAUACUUUGUGCUUGUAUAUAACCAAAUCUAUAUAUUUGUCACCUGAGGAUAUGAAAAUUCUGUAUUGUACAUUUUACUUAUCAGUUGCAGGCAACGAGACAUUUUGCAUAUUAUGAUCAACUUUUAGUUUGUUCAAACUAUAGAGCUGGUGUCGCUCUGUAAGUCGUAUAUUUCACACCACCUGUCGUGUUAUGUUUCCGUGGUCCGUCUUCAAGUAAGCAUUUAACGUUGUCGACGUGACAUGACUAACUCACGGUGAAAACGUACACGUAUUAGGUGGUAUGGCAUUGUUUUCUCUGAUAUUUUUUGAUUUUUUUUUUGCAUAAGACAUCUGAGACAUAAUUGUUUGAAAUUAUGUAAAUGUGUUUGAUAUUUUAUUGUUAAUUUGAUUUUCAUAUUAAUAUUUUUUUUCUUCGUUACUGGAUCAAAUUAUUCCUGAUGUUUUCAAUUUUCAGGAGUAGCUUGCUUGUAGUCAUAAUCAGGAAAACUGUUUCAUGAAUUGGUUUUACUCAAAUUUAACUGAAAAUUGAUAAAUAUGAUUUACUACAUGUAUGCAUAUCAUAAGCAUAUUUUAAAAAUAUUGUAUUAUUGCAUCAAAAUGAUAAAUUUUACUUUUGUGUAAAUGAGUAAUAAACGUAAUAUCAAAAUUUA
Molecule: messenger RNA, 2646 nt
Organism: Styela clava
Lineage: Eukaryota; Metazoa; Chordata; Ascidiacea; Stolidobranchia; Styelidae
Product: somatostatin receptor type 2-like
Biological process (GO): neuropeptide signaling pathway
Cellular component (GO): neuron projection; plasma membrane
Molecular function (GO): neuropeptide binding; G protein-coupled receptor activity
Source: RefSeq, a predicted model, not a curated record